AUGGCCUUUGAUCGCUAUGUGGCCAUCUGUUCUCCCUUGAGAUAUAACACCAUCUUGACUCCCAAGACCAUCCUCAAGAUUGCUGUGGGCAUUUCCUUCCGAAGCUUCUGUAUCAUCCUGCCAGUUGUAUUCUUGCUGACACGCCUGCCUUUUUGUAGGAACCGCAUCAUUCCCCACACGUACUGUGAGCACAUAGGUGUUGCCCGGCUUGCCUGUGCAGAUAUCUCCAUCAACAUCUGGUAUGGCUUUUGUGUUCCCAUCAUGACGGUUAUCUCAGAUGUGAUUCUCAUUGCCGUUUCUUACACCCUCAUCCUCUGCACUGUUUUUCGCCUCCCCUCCCGUGAUGCUCGCCAGAAGGCCCUUGGCACCUGUGGUUCCCAUGUCUGUGUCAUCCUCAUGUUUUACACUCCUGCCUUUUUCUCUAUUCUUGCCCAUCGCUUUGGGCACAAUGUCUCUCGCACAUUCCACAUCAUGUUUGCCAACCUGUACAUUGUUAUUCCACCUGCACUAAACCCCAUUGUCUACGGAGUGAAGACCAAGCAGAUCAGAGAUAAGGUUAUAAUUUUGUUUG
This is a messenger RNA of Tupaia belangeri chinensis (Chinese tree shrew), 571 nucleotides long. Its product is annotated as olfactory receptor 52H1-like. NCBI's taxonomy places the organism in Eukaryota, Metazoa, Chordata, Mammalia, Scandentia, Tupaiidae. Gene Ontology annotation, cellular component: plasma membrane. Gene Ontology annotation, molecular function: olfactory receptor activity. The annotation marks the transcript as partial. The record is from RefSeq and is a predicted model, not a curated record. Gene Ontology annotation, biological process: G protein-coupled receptor signaling pathway. The transcript has a single exon.